UGGUCUGCAUAUCAUUUUGUUCUAGGUACGCCCCUGGCUAUGGGUAUAUCUAUCGUGAAUCGGCUGAAAUUGCUAGAACUAAAACACGUGUCUGCUGGACGGUUUCUGAUUUAAGGCUGAUCGGAAACAUACUUACAAACCAUCACACAUAAUGGACGUUUUGCUGAGACAAGUUUUGAUUAUCUAUUUAUGUAAAGAAGUACAGGUCAACUUUGUUCAUGGCACCUGGAAAGUGAUAGACUCCAUGUCUGACGUUUACACCAACUCGUCAGUUCUGUCCAGCCAUCAGGACGUCACGUGUAUCGAGUGCGCCGCCAGGACCCUGAUGCUGGACGGAGAGGGUUACUCCUGUAACCGUGGCGACCAGAUGUGUAUGAUCUACAGUGCCUGUCAUAUAAAGGACCGUCUGACCCCUGGGGACUGGGAGCCAAUCGCAGGAUGGCUACAUUUCUGUACAAAAAUUAAAUUAGCUACAGAAUUCGGAGAGGGCUGGCUUGAUCUCGGAAUACAACUCAGCAGGAGAAAGUCAAUACGCUUCCAGGUCAAGGCCACUAGAGGUGUGCAUAUUGGACUGAAUUCUGGAAACAACACGGACAGUCCCGGCUACUGGGUUAUACUAGGAGGGUGGAACGGGACAAAAUCGUGUCUGAGGGAUGGAUGGAGUCAGUGUUAUUCAAAUUACAUCGGAACUGUAUUAAGUGGCGAACAGUAUAGAUCGUUCUGGGUCACCUGGAAUGAAGGUCGUGUAAGAGUGGGGACAGGGGAAACACCAGGUAACGGAACAUUCAUGGACCGCGUGUUUCCUAACGUAUAUACCGUGCGACAUGCUCUGAUAAGGACAGAUGUUAGAGGAGAUUGGGUUAUUCACUUGUAAUGUACCUGCAGCCUCACAUAUAUCAUAAUUGAGGCGCUUUUUCAAAAUUGAAUCAAGUUUUUGAAGUUUGCUGUAAGCUUUACCGUCAUGUGAUUGUAUAUUCUGUAUGAAAAUUUUUUCCAGUUUCAGACAAUUUUUACCUGUAAUGUACCUGCAACAUCUAACAGAAUUCUCUCCGGUAAUAGAGUGUUAAACCAAAUCUUUCACGUUUAUAUGCAGAAUUUGAAGUUUCAUUGUCGUGGCAUUAUUAUAAAAACUGAAACAAGUUUUUGAAGUUUUUUGCAAGCUUUCUCUACCAUGUUGUUGUAUUUUCUGUAUGAAGGUUCUUUCUUGUUUUAGAAGAUUAUAAUAAAUUAAUCAAAUAAAAUUGUUUUUACCUAUCUUAAUA
Magallana angulata is the source of this 1262-nucleotide messenger RNA. RefSeq lists its product as uncharacterized. The transcript has 2 exons. Bases 152 to 874 code for a protein of 240 amino acids. The record is from RefSeq and is a predicted model, not a curated record. Lineage: Eukaryota; Metazoa; Mollusca; Bivalvia; Ostreida; Ostreidae.